CUUUUAUACCUUCAAUCAACAUCAGGGUGAUCGACUGAAGUUUUGACUCAUCGAAUUACCAUCUAAAAUGGCAUCAUAUCCUAGGAAGAAGUGCGGUGUUCUGGGUGCCACUGGCUCGGUGGGCCAGAGGUUCAUCCUCUUGCUUGCGGAUCAUCCCUUCUUGGAACUCCAUGCUGUUGGUGCAUCCGAACGGUCCGCCAACAAGAAGUACAAGGAUGCUGUCAAAUGGAAGCAGAGCAAGGCAAUGUCUGAGAAGCUUAGCAACCUUAUUCUACGGGAUUGCAAGGCCGAUCAGUUUGCCGACUGUGAUCUUGUGUUCUCCGGACUCAACAGCGAUGUUGCGGGCGAAGUUGAGAUGGAGUUUAUCAAGGCCGAAAUCCCCGUUUUCUCCAACGCAAAGAACUACCGCAAGGACCCCCUGGUACCUCUCGUUGUUCCUACCGUCAACCCUAAACACCUCGACCUCAUUCCCCACCAGAGGAAACACUUCGGAUUGAAAAAGGGGUUCCUGGUUUGCAAUUCCAAUUGUGCUGUUAUCGGUAUUGUCAUCCCCUUUGCCGCUCUUCAGGCUAAGUUCGGACCUGUCGAAGAGGUGGAGGUCUUCACUGAACAGGCUAUUUCGGGCGCUGGUUACCCAGGUGUUCCUAGCAUGGAUAUCGUGGACAACGUCAUUCCAUUCAUUAGCGGCGAAGAGGACAAGCUCGAGAACGAGGCUCAGAAGAUCCUUGGCUCCCUGAACGGCGAUGCGACCGCUUUCGUUGAGCAAGAAGGUCUUAGAGUUGGAGCUACUUGUACCCGGGUAGGCGUUACUGAUGGCCACAUGGCAUUUGUUUCGCUGCGUUUCAAGAACCGCCCAGCACCCAGCGCAGAACAGGUCGUGCAGGCUAUGAGAGAAUAUCAGUCGGAAGCCCAGAAGCUCGGCUGUCCCUCUGCGCCGGCCGAGGCGAUCAAGGUCUUCGAUGAGCCCGACAGGCCACAGCCAAGGCUGGACCGCGAUAUCUCUGGGGGAUAUACUGUAAGUGUGGGGCGUGUCCGCGAAGGCAACCCUGGAGGUUACUUCGAUAUUAGGUUCGCUGCGCUCUCACACAACACCGUGCUUGGUGCUGCCGGAUCAUCGAUCCUGAACGCAGAGGUUGCUGUGAUCAAGGGAUACAUUUAAUCCUGCAAAUGUAUAUAGUCAUUUAGAAAGCGUCAGAUAUGAAUUCCUUUUAUUAGGCUACAAAAAUAAAAAAU
This is a messenger RNA of Aspergillus ochraceoroseus IBT 24754, 1233 nucleotides long. RefSeq names its product aspartate-semialdehyde dehydrogenase family protein. The coding region runs from base 68 to 1159 and encodes 363 amino acids. Gene Ontology annotation, molecular function: aspartate-semialdehyde dehydrogenase (NADP+) activity; NADP binding; protein dimerization activity. The transcript is spliced from 4 exons. The record is from RefSeq and is a predicted model, not a curated record. Gene Ontology annotation, biological process: L-threonine biosynthetic process. Lineage: Eukaryota; Fungi; Ascomycota; Eurotiomycetes; Eurotiales; Aspergillaceae.